AUUUAUACAGUGUUUUACCAUGAGAACUCAAUGUCAACUUCAUCAUGACCAUCAUCAUCAGCAUCUCUGUGCUCCUGCUGGCCUCUCUGCUGCCACACCUGACCUUCACUGCUCAUGUGAAUGUGGGUAUAGUGAACGGCACAGAAGCCAAACCCCACUCCAGACCUUACAUGGUUUCUAUUCAGAAGAACAGACAACAUAUCUGCGGUGGAUUCCUCAUUUCUAAUCAGUUUGUCCUGACUGCUGCACACUGCUGGAACCGAAUAGAGGUUCUGACGGUUGUUAUUGGUGCUCAUGACUUAAGGAACAUCGAGAAUUCAGAUCGCUUCGACGUGAAGUCUUACAUCCCACACCCAGACUAUAUAGACCGUCGUAAUCAGAAUGACAUCAUGCUUAUGAGGCUACAGGAAAAAGUUAAAGCAAACAACAAUGUCAAAUGGAUUGAUUUACCAAUGGAUGGAGAGGAAAUGGGAACAAAUUCUGUCUGUAGUGUUGCCGGCUGGGGAAGACUGAAGACUAAUGGCCCAACGAGUGAUCUUCUAAUGGAGGCAAAUUUGUACAUAAUGAAUAACUUAGAAUGUAGCUAUAAAUGGGGAGAGAUCUACUCACUCUCACAGAUGAUGUGCACACAUGGCCGUGGUGGAUCCUGCCUUUUUGAUUCAGGAGGUCCUUUGGUUUAUGGAAACACUGCAGUUGGUGUCACAUCGUUUGGAAAUGCGGAAAUGUGCAAUUCACCUAAAUAUCCGAAUGUGUAUAUUAAGAUUUCACAAUAUCGCGAAUGGAUCGACAACAUAAUUAGAAAAAGUGAGUUCAUGUUUUAUCAUGAGAGCUCACUGAUCGUCUCCUUCAUCAUGACCAUCAUCACCAGCAUCUCUCUGCUCCUGCUGGCCUCUCUGCUGCCACACCUGAGCUUCACUGCUCACGUGGAUGUGGGUAUAGUGAACGGCAGGGAAGCCAGACCCCACUCUAGACCUUACAUGGUUUCUCUUCAGAAGAACGGACAACAUGACUGCGGUGGAUUCCUCAUUUCUGAUGAGUUUGUCUUGACUGCUGCACACUGCUGGAACGGAUAUGACAUUCUGAGAGUUGUGGUUGGUGCUCAUGACUUAAGGAACAGACACAACUCAGAUGUCAUCAGAGUGAAGUCCUACAUCCCGCAUCCAGGCUACAUAACCAGUUCUUUUCAGUAUGACAUCAUGCUUUUGAGGCUAGAGAAAAAAGUCAAACUAAACAACGAAGUUGGAUUGAUCUCAUUACCAAAGAGAGGAGAAGAUGUGAAAGCAGGUAUUCUCUGUAGUGUUGCCGGUUGGGGAAGACUACAGACUUCUGGCCCACUGAGUUUUCUUCUAAUGGAGGCAAACACAACUACAAAAAAUCAGGCAUACUGUAAGCACUUAUGGAAAGAUGUUGAUUACGUUCCCGAACGGAUGAUCUGUGCAUAUGGCAGUGGUGGAUCCUGCAAAGGGGAUUCAGGAGGUCCUUUGGUUUGUGGAAACACUGCAGUUGGUGUCACAUCAUUCGGAUAUACAUAUCACUGCAAUUCACCCAAUAAGCCUAAUGUGUAUACUGAGAUUUCACCAUAUCUUCAGUGGAUCAAUGAACAAAUUAAACGUUAAAUGUAUUUUAAUAAAAAUAUCACAUGGCAAGCAUCAA
Messenger RNA from Pimephales promelas (fathead minnow), 1653 nucleotides. RefSeq names its product mast cell protease 1A. Lineage: Eukaryota; Metazoa; Chordata; Actinopteri; Cypriniformes; Leuciscidae. Gene Ontology annotation, molecular function: serine-type endopeptidase activity. Gene Ontology annotation, biological process: proteolysis. The record is from RefSeq and is a predicted model, not a curated record.